AUGGGGAAGACUGUGAGGAAACUGGAGGUGGUGUCCCCUGUUCCAGCGGAUAUUGACAUAGCCAACUCUGUUGAGCCUCUUCAUAUUUCUGAGAUUGCCCAACAACUCAAUCUCAGCCCUCAACAUUAUGAUCUCUAUGGAAAGUAUAAAGCCAAGGUGUUGUUGUCGGUGUUGGAUGAGUUGCAAGGAAGUGAGGAUGGUUACUACGUGGUUGUUGGAGGGAUUACUCCAACUCCUCUUGGAGAAGGCAAGUCUACCACAACUGUCGGCCUUUGUCAGGCUUUGGGAGCUUUCCUUGAUAAGAAGGUUUUUACGUGCAUUCGCCAACCAUCCCAAGGACCAACAUUUGGGAUCAAAGGUGGUGCUGCUGGUGGUGGCUACAGUCAAGUGAUUCCUAUGGAUGAGUUUAAUCUUCACUUAACUGGUGACAUUCAUGCGAUAACCGCUGCGAACAACCUUCUUGCUGCUGCCAUUGAUACAAGAAUCUUCCAUGAGUCCACCCAAACUGAUAAAGGUCUUUUCAACCGUUUGUGCCCUCCUAACAAAGAAGGAAAGAGGAGCUUUAGUGACAUUAUGUUUAGGCGUCUGAAGAAACUUGGAAUUUCCAAGACAAGACCAGAGGAGCUCACUCCACAAGAAAUAAAGAGAUUUGCUAGGCUCGAUAUUGAUCCAAAUUCUAUAACAUGGAGAAGAGUUAUGGAUAUUAAUGAUCGUUUCCUAAGGAAGAUUAGUAUUGGUCAGGGCCCUGAAGAAAAAGGUAUGGUUAGAGAAACAGGAUUUGAUAUUUCUGUUGCUAGUGAAAUAAUGGCAGUCCUGGCUCUCACAACUUCACUUGCUGAUAUGAGAGAGAGGCUUGGGAAAAUGGUUGUUGGAAAUAGCAAGGCUGGUGAUCCUAUCACUGCUGACGAUCUUGGUGUUGGAGGUGCUUUAACUGUGUUAAUGAAAGAUGCCAUUAACCCUACACUGAUGCAGACUCUUGAAGGCACUCCCGUCAUGGUUCAUGCUGGUCCUUUUGCCAAUAUUGCUCAUGGAAAUUCAUCUAUUGUUGCUGAUAAGAUAGCAUUGAAGCUGGUGGGACCUGGUGGUUUUGUGGUUACAGAAGCAGGAUUUGGUGCUGAUAUCGGAACUGAAAAGUUUAUGAAUAUAAAAUGCAGAUAUAGUGGGUUAAAACCUCAGUGUGCUGUUAUUGUUGCUACCAUUAGGGCUCUCAAGAUGCACGGUGGAGGGCCUGAAGUGGUGGCUGGAAAGCCACUCGAUCAUGCUUAUCUAACCGAGAAUGUGUCUCUUGUUGAAGCUGGCUGUGUUAAUCUGGCCAGGCAUAUUUCAAGCACAAAGGCAUAUGGCGUCAAUGUUGUAGUUGCUGUCAACAAGUUCUCAACCGAUUCUGAAGCUGAACUGAAUGCUGUAAGGGCUGCAGCACUUGCAGCUGGGGCAUUUGAUGCUGUAAUAUGUACUCAUCAUGCUCAUGGAGGGAAAGGAGCGGUGGACCUUGGUAUUGCAGUUCAAAAAGCUUGUGAGAGCGUUUCACAACCAUUGAAGUUCUUGUAUCCUCUGGAUACUAGCAUCAAAGAAAAAAUUGAAGCAAUUGCCAAAUCAUAUGGUGCCGGUGGUGUGGAGUACUCGGAACAGGCUGAGAAACAGAUUGAAAUGUACACGAAGCAGGGGUUCUCCAAUUUACCAAUAUGCAUGGCAAAAACCCAGUACUCUUUUUCACAUGAUGCUUCGGCAAAGGGGGCUCCUAGUGGGUUUAUCUUACCUAUCAGAGAUGUAAGGGCAAGUAUUGGUGCUGGAUUCAUUUAUCCAUUAGUUGGGACAAUGAGCACAAUGCCUGGCCUUCCAACUCGGCCGUGCUUCUACGAUAUUGAUCUUGACACAGCCACCGGAAGGGUAAUUGGUCUGUCUUGAGAAUGGUGCUUCUGUAAUUACAUAUUGUCCAAUACCGGGAUCAUGACAAUGCAAAUCAUCUUAAGGCGAUUCUGCAGCAGACCCCACGACAACACUUUUCAUGGACUUGACACAGCUCACUACAAUGUUGUAUCUUGAAUAACUUGAAUCGAAAUAAACGACUGCUAUGUUUUCGUUCUCAUUUUCACCCAAACAGGAAUAGACUAAGUUGGAUGUGCUUCCCCGCAGACGAUGAAAACUGUGAUGAUUGCUGAUGCUUGGCCUUUUUCCCGUGUGAAAUUAAGUUCAUCAAUAAUAUGUUCAAUGAUUUUUCAAUGAGAAUAUGCAGUGUCUAUGAAUCUGCAUUCUCAUUGAAUGAAUUCAUCAUAGAGCAAUUGCUUCGUGCAACACGAACAAAAAAGAUUAUGAGGAUCUUUGGUAUGUUUGUUUGUGGGGAAUAUAAUGAAUUUGUGCUCAUAUCGAUUGUUUGAGUAAGUUGAUUAAGCAAGUUUGGCUUGUCUUUCCAGGAUGAUCCAGUAGAUAUCGUUCUUAAGGUGGCAAGUUCUAGCCAAACGUUUAUUAUCAUGAGAAUCAUCAGAAGAAGCUUACUGCUGGUACCUAAUCUAUCUUGUAAUUCUACAGAUGGUUGAUGACCACUCUGUCUUACAGUAAAUUUUCUGGCUUAAACUAUCAUCCUGCUAUUUAACUAUGAAUUAACAACCCUACAGUUCUGUCGGAUCUCGCCACUGGAACCAGUCAAUGGGCUUAUAUUGCCCAUCUUUAUCAUGGAAUUGACAAAGUUACUGAAGAAAAUCCCAGAAUCAUUGCUAAAGCUUUGCACCAGGCUUCUUGUCGUUGUUGCAGUGACGUCGUUGCUGGAGAACAAGAGUUGAUCAGACUGAAGAAGACCUUUUCCAGUAACCAAGUUCUGAAAGUAAUGGUUAUCGAAUAAAUCCCUGGAAUUCCUAUCGAGUGGAGCCGUGUUGUUUCCAUCACCUGUCUGUGGACAAACACUUUGCAGGUCAGACACCAUGUUUGUGUCCAUUGUGCUAUCUGGAGCGCCAGUUCCGCUGAAGUUGAACAACCUUUGACUGAAAGCAGCGCACUUUGCUAGGCCGAUUGUAUGCCC
Messenger RNA from Oldenlandia corymbosa var. corymbosa, 3013 nucleotides. Lineage: Eukaryota; Viridiplantae; Streptophyta; Magnoliopsida; Gentianales; Rubiaceae. The record is from the annotation of a GenBank genome assembly.